Molecule: messenger RNA, 1302 nt
Organism: Prorocentrum cordatum
Lineage: Eukaryota; Dinophyceae; Prorocentrales; Prorocentraceae
Source: the annotation of a GenBank genome assembly
AUGUUCUGGCUUUUGUUUCGCUAUUCUUCCGACAUCCGCCUGUCGGUGAGACCAUGCCCGAUCCAAGCGUGGCUCCCCCUCGGGCCCGCAGGCGCUGUGGCUGCGCCCGGAGGCGCCGGACUUCUGCCCUGGGCCCUGGGAUUGGGGCUGGGCGGCGCCGCCAGAGGACCUGACGAGGCCCUGCGAGGCAAAGACGCCUGGUGGCUGGCGCUGGAGGCCGCCGGCGGGGCGCUCGAGUCCGGCGGCGCCCUCCGCGGCGUGGAGCCCGGGCGGGCGCUGCUGCAGCCGCCCGUGGGCUACGCGGUGGAGGCCACCGCGCCCUGCGACCCGGACGCCGCGGAGGCCGCCCCCUCCGCGGCCACGACGCUGGAGGCGGCCGUGUGCGGCUACCUCGAGCCGCUGCUCUGGGCGUCGGGUGGCCUGCCCGCGGCGGUGCGGGCGCUGGCCGAGCCGCCCGACGCGCCGCCCGGCGCCCCGCGCGCCGGCGGCGCCCCCUCCAAGACCAAGCCGCCCGGGGCGCCGCCCGCCGAGCGCGGGGCGGAGGUCUGGGCCGGGCUCGGGACGUGCAUCGGGCUGGCGGCGGAGGACUGUGCGAGGUCGCGCCGCCACGCGCGGGUGCCCGCCGCCAGCGGGAAGACCGCGGGUCAGCCGAUGGAGGCCAAAUUGAUGCAAAGCCGUGCAGUGGAAAAGCCUGAGAUGGACUUGCGCGACAUUGUUUACCACGCUCUAAAGGAGAGCGAAGACUUUGCGAUAUCACAGAAGAAGAGGUUCAGGGCCAUCGCCUUCGUCGGUCAGGUCGUCAACGCGGCCCUCAGCGGGCUAGAGGUGCAAAUGGGCGGCUCGAAGAAGCCCAAGAUGGGCAACCAAAUGGGCGCGGAGACGAAGGUGCAGCUCAAAGUGGAGGCGAGGCAGCGAGAGCACGAGGACAAGGACUCGCACUGUCAGUGCCCCACGGGCCAUCCUAUCGCAGCUGGCAUGCAGCAGGCGGGGGAGAAGCACGUUCAAAGCGGGAAGUAUGCAGGGAUCAUGCACAGCGUGAGCGGCCAUCGGCCACUGGCGACCAACAAAGAGCAGAACGACGAGCUGGCCAACCAGAAGCACCACCACCUGUUCGAGAUAGACACCAGCAGCGAGCUGACCUACGUGAGUCUGGACCGCCUCCACAUCCUCGCGAUGAGAAUCGCAGGGGCCGUACGUCUUCCAGGGAAGGCGCCCACAGGCGAGCUGGCGCACCAGCCCAGGAAGCUGGCGGCAGUAGUGCAAUACGCCCUGCGCCUCCGCCUGAAACCCCGGGCUACAUGA